This is a messenger RNA of Linderina pennispora, 1174 nucleotides long. RefSeq lists its product as uncharacterized. The record is from RefSeq and is a predicted model, not a curated record. Bases 50 to 1027 code for a protein of 325 amino acids. The transcript is spliced from 3 exons. Lineage: Eukaryota; Fungi; Kickxellomycota; Kickxellomycetes; Kickxellales; Kickxellaceae.
CAACUUCGGAUCUGUGGGUUCCAGUAUAUCUAAUAGCCUAAGGCUAAAGAUGAUGGCUGCCAAGUGUUGGGCCAGCACGCCCUGGAUUCUAAUGGCCACAAGCAGCCCUUUGAUCACUGCUGAUCCCACUGCGCGACUCGAUGUGCCUUCGUGCCGCGCGCUUCUGUUUCUUCUCCUGUUUCUUCUCAACCACAAAAUUCAGAAUUUCGUUGCAAUGCCCACUUUUACACCUAUAAACGCGCAGGAGGUUGCAGAGGCACAGCCUGGAGACGUUGGCGACAAGGCGGCUGUGGGCGUUCCUCACGCGCAUUGUCGAGCAGCAGGUCCGGGACUGCAUUGGAGAGCUACAGUGACUGCAUUGCGGCUGUGGAAUAAAGGACCUAUCGCCGAAGCACUGGCUAAACUUGAGGAGCUUUCGACGUCACCACUCAUAUCGAUGCAGCAGGACAGCCAUAUCGAGACCGAAUGUGACGCAUACUGCAACGAGUAUGGUGGUAUCACGAUGAGCAGGCUUCGGUCACUGGUAUUCAGGGGGAUAGGGUCGCUGGUGAUUCAGACAGCUAGUCGGGCGAAACAUGGAUUAGUCUUUCAGAACGUGGGCACACCGCGGUUUGAGAUCACCGACUAUGAGCUCGAGCCAGAGCUGGCAGAGGCAGCACACAAAGCGGUGGCAUCCAUUACAACGGCCAUUAGGUUUAGCCAGGCCGAGACGACGACAUAUCUCCUGCUAGCACACAGCGCAAUUCUGGCCGGGUGCCUUGACAUUGCUACCUCGGCUCUCAGCAGUGGCUUGCAGGCGUCCAGUGGCCCAGUAAUGCUUCCGGAACUGCAGGCCCGAGGGCUUGUUUGCAGCAUGGAUGUCGCUGGUGCACUGGUGCGGCAACUGCACAGUCCAGCGCAAUGGUGGUGUUUGAAGACGUUGUGUCAAGUUGCUCUUCUGAAGGGCGAUUCUGACAUGGUCGAAGCGUAUAGCGGCGCUGUUUCAGGACGCUGGCGUCGCCGCCGACAGUAUUCCUCUAUGUGCUGAAGACCUGGGCAAGAUCCGUCCUGCACCACUCCAGCUUCCGCCUGCACCACUGUUCAGCACUUUGCAUUCCAUACAGCGGUACACAUCAGAUGAAUCAGCGAAUACACUGCCUGAGACCGUGUCGCUCAGAUCUGGUGGAUGGAUCCG